CAACAAUAAUGAGCGUAGAAGAUUUCUGGAAUGAAAGGAAAAUUAACGAUCCAAUUCAUGGAUAUAUAACUUUAGAUACUCUAUGCUUCAGUGUUAUCGAUACACCACAAUUCCAGCGUCUCCGUUAUCUCAAGCAGCUUGGGUCUUCUUACUUCGUCUUCCCGGGAGCGACGCAUAACAGGUUUGAGCAUUCUAUCGGUACGGCCUGGCUAGCGAAUCAAUUAGUUACUCUCCUCCAAUCACGUCAGCCAUAUUUGAAUAUUGACGAUAGGGAUAUACGUUGCGUAACAUUGGCUGGUCUAUGUCAUGAUCUCGGGCACGGUCCAUAUAGUCACGUAUUCGAUAACACGUUCAUUCCAGCUACAUCUCCAAAUCUUAAGUGGAGUCAUGAAGUCGCGUCAGAAAUGAUGCUUGAAGCAUUGUUUAAUGGUAUGCGGCAACGCAGCACGUUGGAUUUCCCACGAGAUGAGCUGGAAUUCAUUCAGGACCUCAUACGUGGUCGUCCACGUCCUAAUACAGACAGACAAGAGAAGCCAUUCUUAUUUCACAUUGUAGCGAACAACGAGAAUGGCUUGGAUGUUGAUAAGUUUGACUAUAUGGCCCGCGAUACACGUAAUGUUGGUGUUAACAGCACUCACGAUACAUCUCGUAUACUCCAAUCAGCGAGAGUUAUCGAUGACAAACUCUGCUAUGAUCAUAAGGAAGUUAUAAACAUUGCAGAGUUGUUUCACACUCGUUGGUCACUCCAUCGUAGAAUAUAUACCCAUAAAGCAUCACAAGCUAUUGAAUACAUGAUAGUAGACGCGCUGGUCGCUGCAGAUGACUACUUAGGGAUUUCAAAGAAGAUCUCUAAUCCAGAUGAAUAUCUUCACCUUACAGAUUCAGUUAUCGAGGAAAUAAAUAGAUCAACAGCCAAAGAGCUAGGACCUGCUAGGGAUAUUCUUCAACGGUUAUAUCUUCGUGAUUUAUACAGAUGCGUCGAUCAUUCAGUAUACCCAUCUAGCGAAUUCACGAAAGAAGAUAUCGAAAAUUUGAACUCAGAAUUUGUUGCAUCACAUGCGCCUGAUAAUGUUGAACUAACUGCUGAUGAUAUUAUCGUCGAUUGGACACGUAUACACCAUGGCAUGAAACAGGAGGAUCCUGUGAGCAAGAUUUGGUUCUUUAGUAAAUACGGUCAAGGACCAGACUAUAAAUUUAAGUUGCGUAGAGAUCAAUCACUCUACGCACGUCCUGAACAUUUUGAAGAGUUAUGGUUGAGAUGCUUUACGAAAGAUGCCAGCAAAUUCGGAGCUGUUCAACAUGCAUUCAGAGCUGCUAGAUUAGAAUUAGAGAAGCGCAAUGAUAUAGCUAUUGAAUCAUCAUCUAGCCAGGGCACUCUAGCUGAGGAGAGUCAAGUGGACACACCUCAAACGCAACGUUCAAAUGGAAAGAAGACUAGAUCACUCGCGCGCAUGCCGUCAUUCCCUAACGAUGCAGAAACCGUACCAUUAGAUUACGCUCAUCCUAUUUCAAAGUAUAGCUCACCAGAUUCAUUUAAAGCUGGAAACAAAACACGCAAAAGAGAGUCACUUGGAGGUCUAUCAAAGAGAC
This is a messenger RNA of Wallemia mellicola CBS 633.66, 1590 nucleotides long. Its product is annotated as HD-domain/PDEase-like protein. Gene Ontology annotation, biological process: dGTP catabolic process. The record is from RefSeq and is a predicted model, not a curated record. Gene Ontology annotation, cellular component: nucleus. Gene Ontology annotation, molecular function: dGTPase activity. The annotation marks the transcript as partial. The transcript has 5 exons. NCBI's taxonomy places the organism in Eukaryota, Fungi, Basidiomycota, Wallemiomycetes, Wallemiales, Wallemiaceae.